GAUCGUCAAACAUUCUGCAAUCCGAGCGCGAAAAAUAAAUAUAUACGAGCGACAAUUGCGCGCGAACUCAGUUCAUGACAGACGCUGCGUGUGCACUCACUUUUUUUAACUAUUUUUUUAAGUGCCUCCAAAAAGGUUCACAGUGUUAAAAUGUUUUUAAUUUUUCUCUUCGCUCCGUUAACGUUAGUGAUCGCUGAGAAUGUAUUGCCUUCCGACUUCACUCGGUGUCGGCAGAAAGACAACAAACUCAACGAAUGUUUAACAGGAGCUGUGCCUGACGCGCUCCGUAGGAUGAAAAACGGUAUACCCGCAUUAUCAGUGCCAGCACUGGAGCCUCUACUAGUGUCAGGUAUGGACAUCGAAUCUGGAUCGGGGCCAGUGGUCAUCUCACAAAACUACCGAAAGAUAAAACUCCACGGCUUGACCGACUCCAUCCUUACGACUUACAAAGCCGAUCUCAAACACUACCGCCUACGAACGGAAUCUAUCACACCAAAAAUGGAAUUUAUAGCUGAUUACAUUAUGAAAGGAAGAAUUCUUGUGUUACCAAUUCAAGGAAAAGGAGUUGCUAAUAUAACGAUGGUGAAUCUAGUUGUAAAACACGAUUUAAUCGGCGAACCAAUUCAACGAGAUGGAGAGACCUACAUGCAUAUAAAAAAUUAUAAAAUUAAGUUCAUACCGGAAAAGGUUAUUUUGCAAUUCUCAAACUUAUUUAACGGUGACAAAAGACUCGGAGAUCAAAUGAACUUGUUUUUAAAUGAAAAUUCUGAACUCGUAUUCAACGAACUAAAGGAUUCGUACGAAAAAAGUCUCAGCUCAGUAUUCCAAGAUGUUACGAAUAAAAUAUUCGACAAAGUACCGAUGAACAAAAUUUUCCCUGAAGAGUGAGAGCCUGUGAUCCAAAUUUAGGUGAUAAGUAGAGGUGUUUGUAAAAUACUUUAUUUUCUAAGAACCUAAAAAUAAGAAAACAAAACUGGUUCAAGUGCAGUAAGAACUGUAUUUAUUGAAAACUGCUUUAAUUAAUUAAAAUGUAGGUAUAGGGUGUAAGUUAAGAAAAUAAAUAAUAAAAUCUA
This is a messenger RNA of Nymphalis io (European peacock), 1073 nucleotides long. Its product is annotated as protein takeout-like. The transcript is spliced from 6 exons. The record is from RefSeq and is a predicted model, not a curated record. The coding region runs from base 151 to 888 and encodes 245 amino acids. NCBI's taxonomy places the organism in Eukaryota, Metazoa, Arthropoda, Insecta, Lepidoptera, Nymphalidae.